AUGUCGGAAGGUGACACGACGAAACCAUCGACGGACGCCGUCGACGCGACGGCGGCCAAAGCGAGACCGUCGACAUGGGUCAAAUUCGACGACGAGACAGCGGACGUCGAAAAUCACAAAUUGCCGACAGUUGUCAAUAAUGAUACGGAAUCUCCUGCAGUAUUAAAUACUGAAAGUGUGCAAGUGAAUCCUGGAAACAAUAGGACGGAGCAGAACAGAUUGCCUGAUCUGCCGCUGCACGUGAAGAAUGCGCCCACGCCGCCGCCACCACAACUGACGGGAAAUAAUUCGGUUGUUUUGAAUAACAGUGCAGCCGCUCACACCAGUAUCCGCAUGGUAGCGGAUCCUGCUCCUGCACUUAGAACUAUUGAACUGUCAACGGGAAUAGUCAGACAAGGAUUUUCUAAUGGUGAUAUCGUGGUUACUUUAUUACCUGUAAAUACAAGAUGGCCCUGGGUAACUCCUGCACAAUUCAAACCAGAACUUGUACCGGAGGAACUAAUGGCACAAGGCCUCACGUUAACCGUAGAAGAAUACGUUCACGCGAUGGAAUUACUAGUAAAUGAUGUCCGGUUCACAUUAUACAAUGUUUGCUACAAGAGAGUCUUAGUGUGCUGGAUCAUGUUUGCAUUUCUGGUUCUGUUAGCAUUACUAUUUUCAGACUUGAGGGGGCUCACGUUGUUUGCCCUGGGAGUGGUGUGGCUGCUACUGAACGCAGGUGCAAUAUUCCUGUGCAUGUGGCUGAAGAUGAGGCUAGCACGUGGUCUCGAAAGGUGCUUGGCCAGGGUCAAUAAGCAGCUUAUGAGGCACAAACUAGUCGUGGCUUUGGACGAUCGAGGAAGAAUAUCAUGUCAUAAGGUAAACUUAUGUUUCAUGUAUAUGGAUGCUGGUCCAUGCAUAGCUCACCUUCAAGGUGUAAUAGAGAGAGAAGAGCAGUCAGGUGCAGGUCAUGGUGUCGGCUGGGAAGGCCGGAUGGAUGUUACUGCCAGCGAUAUUGUCAUUCAGGGCAGUACAACUACAAGACUUAGUCGGAAACAGGGUUUGGCCGAAGAGGCGUUGAUGCGCUAUUUGCAAAGAUGGGGCAAAGACUAUCUCCGCAGAAGAUUAGAUUGGACAGUAGAUGAAGAAGGAGGGAAUCCACCAAAUCCAAGACAUUUGCAAUCUGCCUUGUGUCCAUGCCAAUAUGUCCAGGAGCUGAUGGCCGACAAGGCUGCACGCAGCAGGGACAAAAGGGACUGCUGCCCUUGUUGCGCAUCUUGGCUCCGGACAAGAGGAGUAGACUGACGACGACGUAGUAAAUAUUGACACUUGGGAAAAGAUUUGGUAUCUUUUAUUAAGUCCCGAAAGAAAUUAUUAUAUACUCAAAAGGACACAAGCACACGAGAUCUGAAUUUACCGGUAUAUUUGAAUUUUUCUGGUCCCAAAGAUUUCUGCUUGAAAU
This is a messenger RNA of Ctenocephalides felis (cat flea), 1441 nucleotides long. RefSeq lists its product as uncharacterized. Lineage: Eukaryota; Metazoa; Arthropoda; Insecta; Siphonaptera; Pulicidae. The transcript is spliced from 6 exons. Bases 1 to 1284 code for a protein of 427 amino acids. The record is from RefSeq and is a predicted model, not a curated record.